This is a messenger RNA of Halichondria panicea, 3307 nucleotides long. RefSeq lists its product as uncharacterized. Gene Ontology annotation, molecular function: protein binding. The record is from RefSeq and is a predicted model, not a curated record. Gene Ontology annotation, biological process: signal transduction. Lineage: Eukaryota; Metazoa; Porifera; Demospongiae; Suberitida; Halichondriidae. Bases 8 to 3118 code for a protein of 1036 amino acids. The transcript is spliced from 14 exons.
ACAACCCAUGACGGCCGACAUGGCUACUACUGCUGGAGCUGGAGAGGAUAUAGCCUUGAUCCCAGGCCUUUUGAAGGAGGCUGGAGAAGCAAUGCCACUAGAUGAAAUGAUGGGCAAAAAGUACUCUACACCUGCUCAAGUUCCUUUUCCUUUAUCAAAAUUAGUGACUGGCCAUGGUCCCAUAAAUUAUCACUCCAGUUUGGAUGAUCAAGUAGAUCACCUGGGCGCAUCGUUUCAAUGGCUAACGAAUGAAGCAUAUCGAAGAAUGAAGAUAUCUGAUGUUAGUGUUGACGAGAUCUAUUUCGCUAUAUCAAUUAUACAUAUGAAAUGUUUCGCUAAAAAUUAUGUUAACGAAUGCUUUGAGAAAGCCAAUACGCUCGCAAAGAUUUGGGGCAAACUAAAUCAUUUAUGGGAUUUCUUCAACUAUGAGCUUUUCCAACAAGUGGUUCGAGUCAUGUUCACUAAAGCAGACGAUCCUUUGCUGAGCGAACUAGCCAAGUACGAGAGUGAGAUGGAAAUAUUUUGUUCUAGAACAAAGUUUUGUGACUUUGUUAACCAUUGGCCAUUUUCAAUUGCAAAACCGAAGCAAAAAGCGAUAAAAAAACUUAAAAAAAUACUCGUUACAGUGGACCAAAAAUGGGAAGAUUGCACUUUACAUGAUGCUAAAAGAAUUUUUUCAGUAAGCUUUUCGCUACCUCAGGAAUUUAUGGUGUUGAAAGGUGCUUGUACCGGGAUCCUCCCUCCAUCUGUGGCCAGCUCAAUAAAGAAACUACAAGUUUUGACAAUGGAAACACUAGAGAAAGAAAAUAAAAUCACUGACGAGCAGCUGGACACAAGAGUAGAAGAAACUGAUCUACCUCAAUUAUCCUCAUAUUUCGACAACACUGACGACUAUGUUGAAAUGCUGGGGCUCUCACCUGGACAGCAAACUUGUGUCAUUGAAGAGAAGGCUAGAACAGCCAUAAAUCAGACACAAGCUGGAAUAAAGUUGGCUCUGAAAUACUGGCUGGACAGAGUUCUUGCAGAGGGCACGUUCAGAGCUCUGCUACUUAUCCUAAUCUCCCUGGACAAAGGAGACAUUGCUAUCAAGGUGGCACAGUACUUGUCAGCCAAAGGAGAAGCUGUUGUGGAAGUCACUAAAAAAUCUAACGAGUUCAGCAGUUUUGGAAUUAAAAUUACCGUCCCGGAAAAUUCGCUACCUGAAGGUAUCGAUACGUGUGUCCUACACAUAUCCUUCGAGUUAUCCACUAACUUUGAGAUUCCCGCUAACUCAGAACUACUCAGUUCAAUUUAUCGUGUGAAGUGUGAGCCCAAAAUGCAGUUCAAGAAGCCUGUCACCCUGGAAAUGCAACACUGCAUGAGCUUAAACUCUGACCAUCAACAAAGGCUUGUCUUUGCUCGAGCAACAGAUCAGAGUAAAAAGUUUGAGAUCCUGGAGGGUGGUCACUUUCCUAUUGGUGAACGCUAUGGAUCCAUCCAGCUUACUAGUUUCAGUUGGUUUACAACUUUGUGUGAAUUAUUAGGCUAUCCAACUGAGAAGAUGUACAGUGCAUUGCUCUUCAGAAAUAACUUGCCCUGUGACGUAAUUGACAUGAAAUGUGUGGUAUGUCAGGAUCUAGACACUCAUGUAAAGGUAAUUAGAGAGGCUUUAGAAAGAGAUGGAUUCACAAAAGAAAUGGAUCUAGAUCAAAUUCAAUUUGAAAAUACAGUAGAGAUGAAGCUACAUUCAGAGAAUCCCGAGCUUUGGACUGUUACUAGAGUAACAUCCACUCUGUCCAGAGAUUGUAUUGAGGGAUACUCAAGCGUGUUGGAUUCUAAUAGACGGCGUGGAGUUAUUCCAGCCAUCCAUUAUAGAUUUAACCUAAAGGAAAAAAAUAUUUCUGAAUCAGUAAACUUUCUGCUGACAAAAACCGAUUUAGAGAGCCAACACUUGAUCCUACAUAUUUGCUUUUCCUCAGUACCCCACACUCUGGGAAAUAGUGACUCAGCUACACAGAGAGUAUGUCAGACUGCCGGGAAGAGUGACUUAACCACACAGAGAGGUUAUGAAGUGUCAACAAGCUAUGAUUGCGAAUCCAUUGUGAAGACCUCAUCAUCAGCUAGUCGAAUCCCUCUCCAAGAUCUAAUAAAGCGAUACCGCCUGACUGACAAGCAACUCAACAGUGAAAUCAAGAAAUCUGAUACUCCCGUUAUAGCCCACUAUUUCGAAAAUGUGCAACUUUAUUCGAGUGCAAUGGAACUAACUCUUGCUGAAGAAGCUGAUGUGAAAGAAUUGCGUCGUGUAGAUGGCAAUCAAACAGCCAUGAUGAAGUGCUUGCAAAUCUGGAAAAAGCAUGCUCCUUCUCAAGCAACUUACAGAGCUCUACUGGAUAUUGUACUGGGAUUGGGGGAAGGUAACACAGCUCAUCAAAUCUGUCAGCAAUUUACUCGACUGAAACUCUCCUCCUCUGACAAGCCGUACCACAAAACGCUGUUUGAAGUUGCAUAUAGGCAAGGAAAGAACAAGUGGUAUAACAUUGGCAUCAGUCUGAAUGUGUCUGUGUUUGAUUUGGAAUCCAUUCGGAAAAACAAUCCAUCGGACGUUGGAGAUUGUUUCCGUGCAAUGUUGCUGAAGUGGUUUGAAAGCAGUCCUGACUGCUACCUUUACGAUUUCCUGAAAGCUCUCAGAUCAGAGCCUGUGGAACUUGAAAACCUCUGUCCAAAAGUCGAGGAAGCCAUCUUAAAUAUUGCAAAAUUAGGCACAGCUUCUGAAGUGGGAGGAGUUGGUCUACAAGAGCUGAUGGACCAUGUCGAUACCGUCCAACUUGAUAGAGAGAUCCCUGAUGAUGAACUCCCAGUCAUAGCUGCCUAUUUCAACAAUGUGGAGCUCUACUCUCAAGCAAUGGGUCUGACUCCCGCUGAACAAGAUGAUGUUAGAACUUCCCUCCAUCAAUACGAUACUCAGACAGCCAUAACCAGGUGCUUGUUGUUAUGGCAGCAACGCGACCCAUACAAGGCAACGUACAGAGCACUGUUGGAGCUGCUACUGAGAUUACAUAGAACACAAGUAGCUACUCAAGUCUGUCAGUACCUGGCUCAGAAUAAGAUGGAGGGUGUGGUCACUGGCUCGGACUUAUGAACUGAUUAUAUACGCAAGCAAGCAAGUAUCCGACUGUACAGGACACACGUUAUGUAUGUAGAUCUAUUUUUAGUAUUGGAUAUUUCCAUGUAGUCUUUGUACAAAAUGCAAUAAUUAUAUAUAAUAGUGUAAAAUAUAUAAUUGUACUAGCUAGUCCACUGCCAUUAAAUUAAUUUUCUACUGUUUGCA